AUGACAGAAGCAGACGGUGAAUCCGGGAGAGCGAGAGAGAAGGAGAUCGAGAAGGAGAAUGCGGAGCACAAUGCUCACGUCAAGUGGCUGCUGGAGCAAUGCGUCACGUUGACCAGAGAAAAGAACGAGGCCAAGGAGGAACUCCAACGUUCCAAGGCUGAAAUGAUGUCGCUCACUAGCGAAAAUGCAAGGCUCUCGCAAGAGAUUGAUGAUACCAAGGCGCAAACAAGCGCAGAAGUCGCCGCGAUGCGGGACAAGCAUGCCAAGACAUUGGAAAGGCUGAUGGAUGCCACGUGUAUCGAGGCCAGCGGCGAGGAAGACGAGCCACUGUCCCUCAAAAGAGCCCUGGAGAAGAAUCCCAAGCUGUUAUCUAACGAGGCAGACAAGCAAUGGAUCGCAACUGCGAUGACCGUAUGUGCACGCCUCAUCUCACUCAACGUAAUUGAUGAGCGCAUGGCCUAUAAGGACGUGAUUACAGAGCUCGCCGGAGCUCUUGUGGACGAUGACAUCUACCAGAAGAUUGUCAGCUUUCUGGAGAAGGCUGAGUACAAGGAGAACUACUGUCUGUGGCAGGCGUUGACUAACGGUGUCGAAGAAGUGGACGUACUGAGCGGGGACAAGUGUUCGCUCCAUCGCGAUACAAAUAUACACUGCCUGCGCGUGAGAGUGGUGGCCAGGAACGAAGAGGACCAUCUGGUAGUUGCCAGACGCCUCAGGGCUGAGUGA
Molecule: messenger RNA, 726 nt
Organism: Colletotrichum fioriniae
Lineage: Eukaryota; Fungi; Ascomycota; Sordariomycetes; Glomerellales; Glomerellaceae
Source: RefSeq, a predicted model, not a curated record